Trichoderma citrinoviride is the source of this 1320-nucleotide messenger RNA. Its product is annotated as WLM-domain-containing protein. NCBI's taxonomy places the organism in Eukaryota, Fungi, Ascomycota, Sordariomycetes, Hypocreales, Hypocreaceae. The record is from RefSeq and is a predicted model, not a curated record. Bases 1 to 1320 code for a protein of 439 amino acids. The transcript is spliced from 2 exons.
AUGCCGGAACACGACCCCCAAGUCUUGUCCUACUCGCACCUCGCGCAGUUCCGCCGCGCAGAGGAGGCGCUGACCAUCCUCAAGAAGGUGGCCUCCCUUGUGAAGCCCAUCAUGCGGAACCGCGGGUGGAAGGUCAGGGAGCUGGCCGAGUUCUAUCCCAACGAGACAAACUUACUUGGGCUAAACGUCAACCGCGGCAUGAGGAUAUGCCUGCGGCUACGGUAUCCGCAGGACCAGAACCAGUUCCUCGCUACCGAGAGCAUCGUCGACACGAUGCUGCACGAGCUGUGCCACAUUGUCCAUGGGCCUCACGACGGCAGAUUCCACGCUCUGUGGGACCAGUUGCGCGAUGAGUGGCAAGGUCUCCUCUUCAAGGGAUACACAGGCGAAGGGUUCCUGUCCGAGGGCCAUCGGCUGGGAGGCAGGCAGGCGCUGCCGCUUCGCGAAGUGCAGCGGCUUGCCCGCUCUGCGGCGGAAAAGCGAAAGGCUCACGAGCAGUUGUCUCGCGGCUCAGGACGGAGGCUUGGCGGAGGGGAUGUAUCACGGCCGCCGAGGCCAGGUCGGAACCUACGCCAAGCGGCAGCUGCGGCGGCCGAGAAGCGCAACAAGGCCCUCCAGGGCUGCGCCACGGACAAGCUGAGCGACAGUGAGAUUCGCGCCAUCGCCGACAGCGCGUCCAGGAACGGAUUCCGCACGCAGGCGGAAGAGGAUGAGGCCAACGACCUUGCCAUUGCGCAGGCUCUGUGGGAGCUGGCUCAGGAAGACGAGAUGGCCAAUCUGGGGGGCGGUUCAUAUAUGAAUCCUUCGCCGGCGGAAAAGGUCAUGAAAGGAAACGGGAACACGGCAGUCUCCUUUGAUGGAAACCCGGGUAGCAGCAGCAGUAGCAGCAGCGGUACCAGAGGCAACACUACCGGCAACCAGAGAGCGGCGCCUACUACUUAUCAGCCAGAUGGCGAGCGGUUCUGGAUCUGUUCGAUAUGCACUCUGCACAACCCUCAGGAUUUCUUGUGCUGCGGUGCCUGCGAGGUGGAGCGCAGCGAGGCACCAUUACACGCGCCGGUGACGCCGAGACAGCCUGGGCCGAGGCCGGCUGUGAUUGACCUGACGAGCAGUCCGCCCAGGACGAAGACGAACCCUCGCGAGACACGGCGAACAACAGCUCAGCGCCCAGCAGCAGCGUCGGCUCCCCCACAGGCCAAGGCUUCAGGUCCAGCACCGGCACCUCCACCCACUUGGCGUUGCGAGUACUGCGGUACGGAGAUGGAGCGGCAGUGGUGGACCUGCUCUACCUGCGGGCAGAUGAAGUUUAACUCUCGAUAG